This is a messenger RNA of Grus americana (Whooping crane), 4795 nucleotides long. RefSeq names its product trimethyllysine hydroxylase, epsilon (gene TMLHE). Gene Ontology annotation, cellular component: mitochondrion. Gene Ontology annotation, molecular function: iron ion binding; trimethyllysine dioxygenase activity. The transcript is spliced from 11 exons. Gene Ontology annotation, biological process: carnitine biosynthetic process. NCBI's taxonomy places the organism in Eukaryota, Metazoa, Chordata, Aves, Gruiformes, Gruidae. The record is from RefSeq and is a predicted model, not a curated record. The coding region runs from base 686 to 1951 and encodes 421 amino acids.
CCGCCCCGGGGCGGCCCGCGGCGCCUUUUGACGCCGCCUGAGGCGGCCCCGGCCCCGCCGCUGCUCCUCGGCCCGGCCCGGCCGCAGCCCCGCGGGUUUGGGGCCCGGUAAAGCCGCUCGGGAGGAGCCGCGGCGGGUCCGAGCUCCGGGGGAGCUGCCGAGGUCAGCGAGACCCCGACUGAAGAGCCUGUGGUUCCUCCUGAAGUCCGCGCAGCAGUAAAUGUGUAAAAGCCUUCGAGCGGCGUUUGCGGCCUGGUGGGUGCGGGGCCCGGGGCAAGGAAGCGGGGAAAAGCCGUGGCCGCCGGUGGAAGCCCUUGGCCGGUUGUUCAGCGUCCCGAGCCCGCCUGAAGCCUCGCUCCAUCGCUUCCCCUGCCUCAGCCCCGUGCUCGCACGGUCCCAGCAGGGAGAUGAACCGUUGAAGGGCCAGGCGGGAAGUCUCCUGGACAGACCAGCCCUUCAUGGGGCCCGCUCUUCCUUCCUCCUCCUUUCACAGCAUCUCUCCUCUCUUUUUCUCUCAAGAGAUUUACGGGUAGCCUAGUGUCUUCUUCCUCCUGCCCUUUCUUUUUGAAUUUUGAGGGAAAUUUUGUCUCGAAAUCUCUGAGCUGCUGCAUCUCACUGCUGCAUCUCACUGCUGCCCAGUGGACUGCAUGUGGUCUGGACAACAUAAAGAUGAGAGGCAUAAAGGAUGUGGUGCAGGAGGCUGGCGUGUCUGUUCAAGGUGCCUUGCCGGCUGAGUGGAAGCACGAGACAUCGCUCGCCGUGGCUGCCCCGUGGCAGAAGGACCAUCCUCCCUCCUGCGGCUCGCUGGCAUCACACAGCCCCGGAGUCCCUCAAGUGUGCCUGGCAGUUGCAUGGUGAUCAUCUAGAGCUCAGGUAUGCGAACACGCUGAUGCGCUUCGAUUUUGUCUGGCUGCGAGACCACUGCCGCUCGGCUUCCUGCUACAACGCCAAGACCAACCAGCGCAGCUUGGACACGGCCAGCGUGGACCUGGGAAUCAAACCCAAGGCUGUCCGAGUGGAUGAGACCACGCUCUUCCUCACGUGGCCGGACGGGCACGUGACGCGGUAUGGGCUGGAGUGGCUGGUGAAGAACAGCUACGAGGGGCAGAAGCAGCAGGUCAUGCACCCGCGGAUUCUCUGGAACGCAGAAAUUUACCGCCAAGCCCAGGUCCCAUCUGUCGACUGCCAGAGUUUCCUGAAGACGGAUGAGGGGCUGAAGGAGUUCCUGCAAAACUUCUUGUUAUAUGGGAUUGCUUUCGUAGAGAAUGUCACUCCCACCAAAGAGGACACAGAAAUCUUAGCGGAAAGGAUCAGCUUAAUCAGGGAGACCAUUUACGGUAGGAUGUGGUACUUUACCUCCGACUUCUCUCGGGGAGACACUGCCUACACCAAGCUGGCUCUGGAUCGUCACACCGACACGACCUACUUCCAGGAGCCCUGCGGCAUCCAGGUGUUUCACUGCCUGAAGCACGAGGGCACGGGCGGGCGGACGCUGCUGGUGGACGGUUUCUACGCGGCAGAGCAGGUUCUCCGGCAAGCCCCCGAUCAAUUUGAGCUGCUCAGCAAGGUGCCACUGAAGCAUGAGUAUGUUGAGAACGUGGGAGACUGUCACAACCACAUGAUCGGAGUUGGGCCGGUUCUCAAUGUCUAUCCCUGGAACAACGAGCUUUAUCUGAUCAGGUACAAUAACUACGAUCGUGCUGUCAUCAACACUGUGCCUUACGAUGUCGUGCACCGCUGGUACGCUGCUCACCGCACACUCACCACAGAGCUCAGGAGACCGGAAAACGAACUGUGGGUCAAACUGAAGCCGGGCAAGGCACUGUUCAUAGAUAACUGGCGCGUCCUGCACGGACGGGAAGCGUUCACAGGGUACCGUCAGCUCUGUGGCUGCUACCUGACGAGAGAUGAUGUGCUGAACACCGCGCGCUUACUGGGACUCCAAGCGUAGCCCAGACCACCCUCCAUGGAGAGGCAGUCAGACCUCCAGCACCGCCAUGCGGGUGCGUCACCGCGACCGAGAUGUUGCACAUACCUCAGACACCUCCACCCUCUCCAAGCAGUUCUCGGUGCCCGCUCAGGAGAGGGAAAGCCAAAGGUUAUGGGAGCUUUAUGGGACCCAAUUCUGCCUCUGAGCAUGGUCGGCUCUUGCUGUCUGUGUGCCCAGCCUGGUCUUUCCAGUCAGUCUGUCCUCCUCAGCUCUGCUGACGCCACGGGAAGUGCUCCCAGCACCUAUUGAUGUGUAGUGCUCCGAUCAAGUGCCUUCAGGAUUUGAAAUAUUUGCAGUUUUCCCUGUUGUUCAGCCUCUUUGUCAGCUGGCAGUCUUCGUUUGUUGGGGUUUUUUGGCAGAGCAGAAUGGAAAUCUUUGGGGUCUUGUCUCACCCCAGGCUGGACUUUACCCCUUGUAGAGAAAGCAAAAACCUACUGUCCCUGUUUGAUGAAAACUCCACUACUCAAGCUGAGGGCUGUUGGCACGUUUCAGGGACUUCUUUCUUCUUAAACCCACUGCCUACCCCUGUAACAGGCACUGGUACAAGCCAUGCUGCCUGAGAGGUGGCCGGGAAAGAGAACCUGGUAUAGUUAGGGUAUUUCUGGAAAAGUUUAGGCUAGAAGGAAAGGGGGAAGUAGCAAGAUCUGCGUGUUGGGAAGGAGAGAUGACUGGGUUAGAUGAGAGAUGUAUUUCUUGCAUUUCCUUGCCUUCCAAUAAUGUAAUGCUUCUGUUCUUUCUGCCUCUUGCGCUGUGCUUGUAUCAAGGGCGACGGCUCAGCAGCUACAAUAUUUGCUGGCAAAUUUCCCGCUGUGCCUGCUCCUUCAUCUUUUCUGAAGAAGGAAUUUGCAUUCGUUUGUCACCACACGGGCUGCUGGAUGAGGCUGACCGUUUGUUCAGGGUUUUUCCCAGAUUCCCCCGCAUACGGAGGCAGCGAACACAGGGGUGCCUCUCAGCUCCUGCUACCUGGGAGGAUAAACUGGAGUCUGGCACACUGAGGGCGCAGUGUAAGGAACAAAAGCAAAUCCAAUCAUUAUUAGAAACAUUGGCAUUUUAGAACCAGAAGGGGAUUUUAGGAUUGGUUUAUCUUUCAUUCUCUUGUAUCUUUGGGGGUGUCCAGUCGGAGGAGCGAACCUUAAAACAGGGCUGGUCCCUUUUAGUCCUGGCUUUCCUGUGCGAGCAAGAUGCUUUCGUACCCAAGGUACAAGUGCAACACAGAUGCAUAUGUGCUAAACUUGCUGCCCUCAUUUAAUCUAAAUACUGACUAUACAGAUCCUAGUGUUGAGACACUCUUGAAAGCUUCUCCUCAUGCGGACUGAGCUGCCUUGAUGCUGUCUCUCACAGUAUUUCCCACCGCUCCAGUCCUCAGGGGUUGAGAGGGGUUUCCGAGUGAAGGCUUGGCAGGAAGCUGUUGAUCAGAGGAUACGCGAGGAAGUGAAACGUGAGCAACGGUGGCAGGCAACACAAGCUUGAAGUAGCUGGCGUCUGUCAGGUACGUCUCCCAGGCCUGUGAACGGCAGCCGCAGACACAGGCAGGAACUUGAAUUUUCCUCUAGGCUGAGCCAGUGAAUUCCUUGAGCAGCCUGCAGCGCGUGUUCUGUUACUUUAUCAGGCUUUUUGUUUAUAGAUUUUCCUUAGGUGCCAAUUGCACCAGCACAACUUAGAUGUGAAGUUUUACAAAUCUACGUUAAUCGUGUUGAAGUAGCAAAGCACAGGAGUUAACGUCCGCUGUCGCUCACGCACCUCAGUGCUCCGGGGCUGGUUUCACCCUGGGCUCCAGGCGAAGCCGUGGCCUGGAGCAUGGGGGAAGAGGAGACGUGGUCACAAAAAACAAUCUCUGUGUUAGUCGACAAAGGAGCCUGAUCAGUAUUUGAAACCCAUGAGCGCUGGAGCCCUUUUUCAUAUUAUUUGAGGGUAUCAAGGGUUCCUGAGCUCUUUUUGCCCCCCUAUGCCCCUAGGCUACGAGGGAAAGUUCUUGGGUAAUGUGGAAACCUUCCCUUGGUCAAUGAGAUUGACUUUACCUUCCCCUGCUCGGGGGACCUCAGUCUAUCAGCUGCAAGCUGAAAAUCUGCCGCUACCCUGAGCUGGAGUGUGCAGGACUACGGCUGAGCCCAAGGGAGAACUGACCAAAGUGUAUCGAUAACAUUGUCAUGACAGAGGUGCCUUUUUGACACAGAACAUGGUGACCGUGGCUCUGCCUCGGCAGCUGCUGCCCGGGGCUGUGGUCUGCAGACGCUAAGCUCUUCUUCUGAGCCAGCUCCAAGCCAACACACUCCUCAAGGCGACUGUGUAAUCUGUUUUGGGGAGAAUUCUUCACAGUGAAUGUAGAAGCAGCACACUUCCUCAUAGGUGUUACUCAAACUAAAUAUUCAAUAAAACGGGGAACGGAGAGAGCUUUGUUUAGAUGUUGUGUUUCACCUCUCCCCACUUCCCAAGAGGGCUAAAUUCUUCCUAAGCAGCUUGUGAGCAUCAAACCUUUAGUUGAAGGAACAGGACUUCUUGGCGUUGUUUGUGCCGUGUUACGGAGCGGGUUCUGUUUGCUGUAAUGAUACCGGAGCAGUUUCUGUAAUCGAGCUUUUUCACUUCUUUCAGCCAAUAAAUGAUGAACUGCUUCUUUCUCCUUCCCACUCCCGUAGUGAUCCAAUGUGUGUGUUUAAGACAUUUUCCAAAAGGAAGAAAUCAAGUCUUCACAUAAAUGAUUUAUAAAGUGGUCAGCUUGGCAAAAUGUGUAUUUCAAGCAAUGAUGAACUUGAAAAUAAGUUUUUAUGAACCUCAAAGGUGGAAUAAACAUGAGGAGCAGUAAAUCAA